UGUUAGUGAGUAGUCGGCACGAACCGUGUUCAUUAAAUUAGCGGGCGAAUAGGCCAAAUUAUAAACAAUAAUAUUGAGCAAAAUAUUUAUAAAUUAUAUUCAAUAAGCUUCUGCUUGAAUUGAAAUACUUAAUUUCUGGUCAUUCGUUGUUUUCCAAGCCCAAAAUAAUACCUAAGCCAGCAUGGCUCAUUCAUCCGGAUCAAAAGGAAAUUUAAAAAGUGGCUUCAUAGAUUUCACAGCUGGAUCACUGGGCGGGAUAGCACUUGUGUAUGUGGGACAACCUCUGGACACAGUGAAAGUAAAGAUGCAAACAUUUCCUCAUCUUUACCAGGGAAUGUUUAAUUGCCUAAAACAAACACUUCGUAAUGAUGGUAUAGUUAGGGGGUUGUAUGCAGGCACAACACCAGCAGUUAUGGCAAAUAUUGCAGAGAAUUCUGUAUUAUUUGCAGCCUAUGGAUAUUGUCAAAAAUUUGUGUGUAAUGUGAUAGGAACUGAGAGUGUUGAGGAACUUUCAAUGGUGGGCAAUGCAUCAGCGGGAUUCCUGGCAGCUUUUUUCUCAUCUUUCACAUUAUGUCCAACAGAGUUAAUCAAGUGCCAACUGCAGGCAAUGAGAGAAGUUAACGCUCAAGGCUCACAAACAGCUGUAAAGAUAACCCCGCUACAGUUGACUCAACAAAUAUUCAAACAAUAUGGAAUACAAGGAUUAUUCCGAGGACUUGUACCGACAAUCAUGAGGGAAAUGCCAGGUUACUUCUUCUUCUUUGGUGGAUAUGAAGGUACAAGAGAAUUAUUAUCCAAACCCGGUCAAUCGAAGGAUGAAAUAGGUUUCGUAAAGACUAUGAUAGCUGGUGCAGUUGGAGGAUUACUGUUGUGGACGAUUAUUUUUCCAUCUGAUGUUAUAAAAUCAAGAAUACAAAUAUCAAACAAAAGUCAGAAAUUCCUCACUGUUGGUCUGGAUAUAAUUCAAAAAGAAGGAGUGCUGGCACUUUACAAUGGCCUCAAACCAACAUUAGUAAGAACAAUACCGGCGACUGCAGUUCUAUUCGUCGUAUAUGAAUAUUCAAAGAAGAUUAUGCAUCAGUCCUUUGGUGAUUAAGUAUGAGGCUAAAAGAUAUAUAAUAUUUACAAUAUAAUAAUAAAUUAAUUGUUAUACCUUUAA
Molecule: messenger RNA, 1159 nt
Organism: Vanessa tameamea
Lineage: Eukaryota; Metazoa; Arthropoda; Insecta; Lepidoptera; Nymphalidae
Product: mitochondrial ornithine transporter 1
Exons: 7
Coding region: 182-1096 (304 amino acids)
Biological process (GO): mitochondrial L-ornithine transmembrane transport
Cellular component (GO): mitochondrion
Molecular function (GO): L-ornithine transmembrane transporter activity
Source: RefSeq, a predicted model, not a curated record